GGCUUCUGCUCGACGGGGACGGGGCGGGCCUUGGCUCCGGAAAGCUCCGCUUCUCCUCAGGUCGCGGCGCGAGCUGUUCCUGGUCUCCCUCCUCCCGCAAUUGAUUCCCUCAGAGCCUGCUUGUCAGCCAGCCAGCCAGCCGUCCAUCUCUUCAGUCACUCAGUCAGUCGCGCGCCCACCGCCCUCACAAAAGCGGAGCCUGAGAGGGAAGACAGGCAAGAAGGAAGGCAGGCAGGAAGGCGAACCCGGCCGGGACGCCAGGCCGGCUGCUGGCGAAGGCUAGAAGAAAAGUUUCUGGACAACAAGGCUGGAAGGUGGAUUAUUUCUUUUUAAAAAGCGAAGAGACCAUGCAUACAAGUCUGUAGAAAUGGUUUGCGGCUCAGUCAAGCUGGAGCUGACUAAAUGAAAGUAUGGGCUGUGCAUCAGCCAAGCAUGUUUCUGCUGUACAAAAUGAAGAGGAAGCUCAGAAGGGGAAAAACUACCAGAAUGGAGAUGUAUUUGGUGAUGAGUAUAGAAUCAAACCUGUGGAAGAAGUCAAAUACAUGAAAAACGGAGGGGAGGAUGAUCAGAAAAUUGCUGCCAGAAACCAGGAAAAUUUGGAAAAAAGUGCCAGUACCCAUGUAAGACUUAAGACGAAUAAAGAGCUUCCAGGAUUAGUACAUCAACCUAGAGCAAACAUGCACAUCUCUGAAAGCCAACAAGAAUUCUUCAGAAUGCUGGAUGAGAAAAUUGAAAAGGGCCGUGAUUACUGUUCAGAAGAGGAGGACAUCACAUAGUGCCAAUUCUGCAGAUCAAACAGGAAUACUACUGUGUAAAUAGAUUAUGGUCCAGUGAAGAUCUUUUCUGGAAGUCUUCUCAAGUGAACAGCACUACAUAACAAAAGAUCAUUUCCACAUUGUAUGCUCCAUUAAGUUACAGUGUUUCUCAAUGACCAUACAAUGAACAUGGCUACAGGAAGGAAGAACGGCUUGUGUGGAACUGCCCUUGGCUGCUGGUGGUUGAAACUUGUUGCCGAUUGUCACUUACCUUGUCCAGGAACACAGUGGAUCUUUGACAUAAAAUCUGAGUGACACCUUGGAUUUCCCUGGAGCUGUUAGCCUGUUUUCUGUUGGCUGAGCUGGUGUUGUACAGAAUCUUCCAUAACUGAGCAGUUGAGCCUCUUCCAGUCCGUCAGUCCAGCCGUGAUGGGGUCUGGAGUUCCUGUUAAUGCUGACAAUAUUGAGCUUUGGAAAUGGGAUGCUUUGCCAUGACAGACCUCGUUUCUCUGCUAGGAAGAAGUUGUCAAUUUAAAAGCAUGUUGUCACAGAAAUACUGGCUAUGGUGAUGCAGGAGCAGAAAUCUGUAUUUUUUAAAAAAUACACCACUUCUUUUACUGGUUAUUUUAAUCGAGGAAUAAGCUUUCAGUACUGGCUUUGCUGACCGCAGAUGGAAGUUGUGAUUGCAAUCAGUUUGAAUCCCUCUUUUUUUUCUAAGGAAAUAAACAUUUUACUGUUUUUAGGUAUUCUUGUCUUAUACCCAUUCAUACAGUCCAGCGUGUUAAGCAACAUUGGGGAACGGGAGAGAGGGGCAAAGCAACCCCGAGGAACUAUAAUGGGAGAGGAUGUUAUUUUAAACCGCCUGUGUGCCAAUUUGGGAUGUCGUGUAGAGUUUAUUUUUCCAUAUUAUAAAAAGAUGAGGCUCUCUCUUCUCAAAGGCAGAUGUAAUAUUUUUAACAAAUAUUGUCAUGAGUAAAAAUAAUCCUAAGGUUUUGAAAAAAAAACACUUUUGCAUUUAUUUUUUAAAAACACCUUUUGCUGACAGAUUCUCUUCUGUGUCUAUAGAGGGGUGUAACCAUUUAAAAUGCUUCUUUGAAGCUGAACUUUUUAUCCCUCAGUUUGCCUUAAUAGGGUAUCAAGAUGACAUCUCAUCAAUAAAACUGUGUAAAUUGGAAAAGCACAUUUUAGAUCAGUCUGUAUAAUUUGUGAUGUAGUUUUGCCCAGGAUCACAGUAGAUGUUGCACAUUGGAAAGGGUUGUGCUUUUUGUCUGUUUGUUGUUUGGUCUUCCUAUGUCCAUCUCAUUUAAUUUGAUUUUACUAGUUAGACACCCACCAUCAGUACAAUGAGGGAUGAUAUCACUGAACCUCUCUGUCUCCAGUUUUAAGGAAUUGACCUGCUCCAAAGUGUGGCCAAUUUAGACAUUGCCACAAUUGUUUUGCCCCUUCUUUUGAAAGGGUAUGUGUGUGAGAGAAUGUGAAGGCUUUACCAACAUUGUCAGACAUUUGUAAAGCCCCUACUCCCUUCAGGGAGUCAAUAACAAUCAUAAAGGAAAUUGACCUCUAUGGUGUGAAAUCGUUUCCUUCAGCAACACCAAUUCAAUUACAGAAAAUACACAGGGAACAAAAUUUACAGUUGAACUCACAUUCAUGCUGCACACGAUAACUUGUUUAAAUUUCCUAGAGCUCUCCAUUUGCUAUCAUCUCAUCAAUCAUUUGGGAGUUUUUAGGGGUGACAAUGUGUGACAUACCAGUAAAUACACCUAAGAAGUAUAUUUCUGGGCAUUUGUACGUGCUCCUCACUACCACUAUCUCCAACUUCAUUGGAAGUUACAGCUUCUUUUCUGGGUCCUUGUGUCUCAUUUAUUUGUGUUCAGAGUCCAAUUUCUUCUGAUUUUCCUUUAGAAUUAAAAUGGAGGCUUCUUUUCUUCUA
Molecule: messenger RNA, 2685 nt
Organism: Anolis carolinensis (green anole)
Lineage: Eukaryota; Metazoa; Chordata; Lepidosauria; Squamata; Anolidae
Gene: c4h1orf21
Product: chromosome 4 C1orf21 homolog
Exons: 6
Coding region: 411-776 (121 amino acids)
Source: RefSeq, a predicted model, not a curated record